AUGGUAGUUGGCGAGCGCUUGUUGGGCGACAGGAUGAAGCGAAUAUCAAACGAGGCAAACCUGUCACGUAUUUAUACAAACCAUUCCAUCCGAGCUACAGUCGUCACUUUUCUCGGUAAAUCAGGGUUUAAAGCUAGUCACAUAAUGACUGUCAGCGGGCACAGAAAUGAAAGUUCAACCAGGGCUUACAGCAAAACCGAUCAAACCACCAAGAGGAGAAUGUCAGAAACGUUAACUGCUGCCGGAGCUGGCAACUCUGCUCCCAAUGAAUACUCUGUGAGGUUAGAAAACCUUACAGCUGAAAAUAUCAAUUUGUCUCCUCUUUUAACUCUCUCACAGGAAGAGAAUGUU
This is a messenger RNA of Porites evermanni, 351 nucleotides long. The record is from the annotation of a GenBank genome assembly. Lineage: Eukaryota; Metazoa; Cnidaria; Anthozoa; Scleractinia; Poritidae.